GAUACAGACAUGAUGAAGUUUGUUGUUUUUGCUCUCUUUGUUGUUGGUGCCUACGGGUGCGGCCUGCCCACCUUCCCCCCUGUGGUGACCAGGGUGGUUGGAGGAGAGGAUGUCAGGGCUCACAGCUGGCCCUGGCAGAUUUCCCUGCAGUACAACAGGCAGGGUGAAUGGAGACACACCUGUGGAGGUACUCUGAUCUCUAACCAGUGGGUCCUCACUGCUGCUCACUGCAUCAGCAGUGGCAGGGAGUACAGAGUGGCCAUGGGAAAGCACAACCUGAUUGAGACAGAGGGGGGUGUUGUGUUCAUGGGCACCGCUAACAUUGUUGUGCAUGAGAAGUGGAACGCCUUGUUCAUCCGUAAUGACAUUGCCCUGAUCAAGCUAGAGUCCCCCGUCACCUUCUCCGACAGCAUCAUGGCUGCUUGUCUCCCUUCUGCUGGCUUCCUCCUCCCCCACAACGAGCCCUGCUACGUCACUGGAUGGGGCCGCAUCUCCACCGGAGGUCCCAUUGCUGACAUCCUGCAGCAGGCCCUCCUGCCCGUGGUGGACCACGCCACCUGCACCAAGCGAGACUGGUGGGGUUCUAUGGUGAAGGAUACCAUGGUCUGUGCCGGGGGAGAUGGAGUUGUGUCUGGCUGCAACGGUGACUCUGGCGGCCCUCUGAACUGCCAGAAGACUGAUGGUGCCUGGGAGGUUCACGGCAUCGUCAGCUUUGGCUCCGGGCUCAGCUGCAAUUUCCCCAAGAAGCCCACUGUCUUCACCCAAGUCAGCUCCUACAUCGACUGGAUCAGCUCUACAAUGGUGGCCUAUUGAGUGAACGGGCUCAUGGGAUCAAUGCACAUAUCAAAUAAAUAAAAUGUGGAACUGCAAA
Messenger RNA from Anarrhichthys ocellatus (wolf-eel), 871 nucleotides. Its product is annotated as chymotrypsin-like elastase family member 2A. The record is from RefSeq and is a predicted model, not a curated record. Gene Ontology annotation, molecular function: serine-type endopeptidase activity. Lineage: Eukaryota; Metazoa; Chordata; Actinopteri; Perciformes; Anarhichadidae. The transcript is spliced from 8 exons. The coding region runs from base 10 to 813 and encodes 267 amino acids. Gene Ontology annotation, biological process: proteolysis.